AUGUUUGAAAAGUAUGAUGGGCAUGAGGAUCCCAUAGCCCACCUCAAGAGUUACUGCAACCAAUUGCGGGGAACAGGUGGAAAAGAGGAGCUUCUCAUUGCUUAUUUUGGGGAGAGUCUGGUGGGCAUUGCUUCUGAGUGGAAUUCUCUGUCAAACCUCAAGAAGAAGUCCUCGGAACGUUUCCGAGAAUAUGCUGUUAAAUGGCGCGAACAAGCGGCCAGGGUCAAGCCUCCAAUGGAUGAAACGCAAAUGAUUGGUGAGAUGGUCGAGAAUGGUCUGAAAAUAGGGCGCAUAUUGAGCCAAUCUGCCAUAAGAGAUACACCCCAAGCAAUUCAAGGCGGGUCCAGAGGUGUAGCGAAUAGAAAGAAAAAGGAAGAAGUGGCAAUGGCGACUUCAGGUCCGACAAACCCUCGUCCACCCAGACCUUACUUCGCUACAAGAACCCCACAACAUUAUUAUUCUCAUAAGGAUGUGGCCUAUGCUAGGCCACAACAACAGUUCAACCAAAACCGAGCUCCAUUUCCUAGAAAUCAACCUCCUCGCCAAGCCCAGUAUAAUCCCCAACCUCCACAAAAUAACUUCUCCUAUAAUGCCCGUGCCCAGGAGCCACCCAGGAUAGCAAACUUCACGCCUAUUGGACAUGACACUGAAGACUGUUGGACUCUAAAAAGGGCUCUUGAAAACCUCACAGAGCAAAAACGGAUAGUGCUAAAGGAUGAGGAAGUUCCUAAUGUGACUAACAACCCAUUACCGUCUCACAACAACGGGCUGGUCAUUGGAAUGAAUUGCGAAGACAAGAAGUUUGAUCCUGCUUUGAAAGCCAUCAUUGCAAUCGCUGAUGUCGAGAAAAAGCCAAAGGCUAUUGCAAAACGAGAUAGAGGGGAGAAAAAGAGUAAACCGACCCCUCAAAAUGCAGAAAAGGCAUUGGAAAAAAAACUAGGGCAAAAAGAGCAAAAGACAUUGAGCCCUCCAAGAAGAUUUGAGAUGAACAAGGGACCCAAGAUGUACGUGCCUAAGGGGACCUAUGUGGUAUGGGGGCCGGUAAUUUCACCAAGGCUGAAUGAGCCCGUGGUUAAUGGUCACGCACCGCAGAGGCCCAUGACAGACCCUACUGCCGUUCUAUGGAAUUACAACAAGGCGGUACUAACUUACAAAGGAAAAGAGGUCUUAGGAGAAGCGAAUGAAACUAAACCAACUGAGAAAUACCUUAACUUGGAGGAAUUGAACAAAUCCAAGAAGAAACGCUUCCCGAUCAAAAAGCCAGUUAGUGCCGAAGAAGCCGAAGAAUUCUUUCGCAAAAUGAAAGCUGCGGACUACGAGGUAAUAGACCAAAUUCGAGAGUCUCCUUCACAGGUUUCACUCCUGUCCCUAUUGGUAUGCUCGGCCGAGCAUCAGAAAGUGUUGAUAAAAACCCUCAACGAGGCUUAUGUCCCGAUUGAAACCACUGUUGAACAACUGGAGAGGAUGGCGGAAAGAUUCUUCGCGGUCAAUUAG
Molecule: messenger RNA, 1494 nt
Organism: Nicotiana attenuata
Lineage: Eukaryota; Viridiplantae; Streptophyta; Magnoliopsida; Solanales; Solanaceae
Exons: 5
Coding region: 1-1494 (497 amino acids)
Source: RefSeq, a predicted model, not a curated record